Messenger RNA from Gadus chalcogrammus (walleye pollock), 3563 nucleotides. It is a transcript of the gene vwa2, whose product is annotated as von Willebrand factor A domain containing 2. Gene Ontology annotation, molecular function: calcium ion binding. The transcript is spliced from 15 exons. Bases 18 to 3563 code for a protein of 1181 amino acids. NCBI's taxonomy places the organism in Eukaryota, Metazoa, Chordata, Actinopteri, Gadiformes, Gadidae. The record is from RefSeq and is a predicted model, not a curated record.
CCUCGUUGAAACCUUCAAUGUGUGUGUGUGAUGCAACACGUAUACUCGUCAAGGUCAGGUUAACCAUGCACCUUGGCACGGUGUUCACCCUUCUUCCAGUGAUGCUGCUCCUCAAAGCGCAUCCAGGCUGCUCGCUCCAGGAGAUCCAAACCACCCGGGAGACCCUGUCCAAGAUCAACGCGGCUGGAGAGAUGAUGGAGUGCUCUGCACCGAUGGACGUGGUCUUCCUAUUGGACGGCUCCUACAGCGUGGGGAAAGGAAGCUUCGAGCGGUCGCGCCACUACGCCCUCAGACUGAGCCGGGUCAUGGACAUCGGACCGGACAAGGUGCGUGUGGGUGUGGUUCAGUUUGGCUCCUCCCCUCGGCUGGAGAUCUCUCUGGAUGAAUGUUCUACCACAGAGGAACUGACCAAACGCUUGAAGAAGAUAACCUACAGGGGUGGCAGCACCCAGACGGCCCAGGCCUUCCAGUACCUCCUGAGGAAGGGCUUCCCCGGGGGCCGCAACUCCUCGGUUGUGUCGCGGGUGGCGGUCCUCCUGUCGGACGGCCGGUCCCAGGAGGGCUUCUCCAAGGGGGGGCUGGUCCAGGCGGCCUCCCAGCUCAAGGAGAGCGGGGUGGUGCUCUUCGCUGUGGGCCUGCGCCACCCCAGAUGGGAGGAGCUACACAAGCUGGCCAGUGCACCAAUGGAGAGCCACGUCUUCUUCGCAGAGCAUUUCUCAGACGCCGUGAACGGCCUGUGCACCACGCUGACCUCCUCGUCCGUCUGUGAUGCCACACCAACAGGCUGCCAGGAGCGCUCGUACCCAUGUGAGAGGAAGACUCUGGAGAAGGUGAAGGAGCUGCACGGGAACUUCAUGUGCUGGAAGGGGGCCAUGGGCGCCUCCACCUACACCUCCCUGUGUCCACACUACAAGUACACAAAGGCUUACACAAGGCACCAGACAGUCUGUCAUCGAACCAUAUGCCCAGAUCCAUGUGACUCUGAGCCCUGUAUGAACGGGGGGACGUGUGUGUCCGAGGGUCCGGAGGGCUACCGCUGUGUCUGUACCCCGGGGUACGGGGGAGACCCCCACUGUGCCCCUGCGCUCUCUUUGGACUGCUCCGUGGACCUGCUCUUCCUGGUGGAGGGCUCGGCCAUGCUGGGGAUGGAGGGCUUCCUGCGCCUCAAGGCCUUCCUCAAGCGCUUCCUGCAGACCGUCAUGGCCUCGGACACGCCCACUAAGGUGGGGCUGGCCGUGUUCGGGCGCGAGGUGCGCGUGGAGGCCCAGGUGGGCCGCUUCCGGGGGGACGUGCGGGGGCUGCUGGCGGCGGUGGACGGCAUGCAGCCGGUGGGCGGGCCCACGCGGGCGGGCCAGGCGCUGCGCCACGUCACGGGCCACGGCUUCCUGAGCGCGCCGGUGUUCGCCGACGUGACGGACGACCUGCCGCGCGUGGUGGUGCUGCUGACCGCCACGGCCUCGGCCGACGAGGUGCUGGAGCCCGCGCGCUACGCCCGCGACCGCGAGACCUUCCUGAUCGGCGUGGGGCCCGAGCGGCUCCGGGGCCAGCUGGACAACGUCACGGGGAACCCCCAGCGCACGCUGACGUACUCCGGGGCCGGGGGCCUCAACGCCAAGAUCCCCGAGCUGACGGCCAAGAUCUGCAGCGUGGACAACCAAGGCUGCCUGGGCCGCGCCCUGGACCUGGUGCUGGUGGUGGACGCCUCGGCCGGCGUGGGCCGGGACAACUUCGCCACGCUGAAGGAGUUUGUGCGCGGCGUCACCGUGCAGUUCGACGUCAACCGCGACCUGGCGCAGGUGGCGCUGGUGACCUACGGCCGCCGCGCCGGCACCGAGUUCCCGCUGGACGCCCACGCCUCGGGCUCGGCCGUGCUGGCGGCCGUGGGCGAGGCGCGCUACACGGGCGGCGCCGCCUCCCUGGGCGCCGCCCUGCUGCACCUGCGCGCCGAGGUGCUGACGGCGGGCGGCGGCGCGCGGCCCGGCGUGCACCGGGCGGCGGUGGUGCUGACGGACGGCGCCGGCGGCGAGGACGCGGCCGUGCCGGCCCAGCGUCUCCGUGACGACGGCGUGGCGGUGUUCGUGGUGGGCGUGGGCGACAUGCAGCGGGAGCGGCUGCUGCGCGUGGCGGGCGCCGAGGAGCGUGUGAUGGCGGUGCCCUUCUACGAGGACCUCAAGUACUUUGAGGACGUGCUGGUGCAGAUGCUCUGCGCCGAGCUGAAGAAACCAAUGGACCCGUGUAAGCCCAACCCUUGCAUGAAUGACGGGAUCUGCAGCCUAUUAGGAGGGAGCUUCCGCUGCGAUUGCCGGGACUUUGAGGGACCUCAGUGUGAAACCAAGAGCCGCUGGUCCAGGGGGGACCAGCCCAGACCAGACCCUCAAGAGAGGAGGACCAAGGGGGACCAGCCCAGACCGGACCACCAAGAGAGGAGGACCAAGGGGCACCAGCCCAGACCGGACCCCCAAGAGAGGAGGACCAAGGGGCACCAGCCCAGACCGGACCACCAAGAGAGGAGGACCAAGGGGGACCAGCCCAGACCGGACCCCCAAGAGAGGAGGACCAAGGGGGACCAGCCCAGACCGGACCACCAAGAGAGGAGGACCAAGGGGGACCAGCCCAGACCGGACCCCCAAGAGAGGAGGACCAAGGGGGACCAGCCCAGACCGGACCCCCAGGAGAGGAGGAGCAGGGGGGACCAGCCCAGACCGGACCCCCAGGAGAGGAGGACCAGGGGGGACCAGCCCAGACCGGACCCCCAGGAGAGGAGGACCAGGGGGGACCAGCCCAGACCGGACCCCCAAGAGAGGAGGACCAAGGGGGACCAGCCCAGACCGGACCCCCAAGAGAGGAGGAGCAGGGGAGACCAGCCCAGACCGGACCCCCAAGAGAGGAGGACCAGGGGGGACCAGCCCAGACCAGACCCCCAAGAGAGGAGGACCAAGGGGCACCAGCCCAGACCAGACCCCCAAGAGAGGAGGACCAAGGGGGACCAGCCCAGACCGGACCCCCAAGAGAGGAGGACCAAGGGGCACCAGCCCAGACCGGACCCCCAAGAGAGGAGGACCAAGGGGGACCAGCCCAGACCGGACCCCCAAGAGAGGAGGACCAAGGGGGACCAGCCCAGACCGGACCCCCAAGAGAGGAGGACCAAGGGGGACCAGCCCAGACCGGACCCCCAAGAGAGGAGGACCAAGGGGCACCAGCCCAGACCGGACCCCCAAGAGAGGAGGACCAAGGGAGACCAGCCCAGACCGGACCCUCAAGAGAGGAGGAGCAGGGGGGACCAGCCCAGACCGGACCCCCAAGAGAGGAGGAGCAGGGGAGACCAGCCCAGACCGGACCCCCAGGAGAGGAGGAGCAGGGGAGACCAGCCCAGACCGGACCCCCAAGAGAGGAGGACCAGGGGGGACCAGCCCAGACCGGACCCCCAAGAGAGGAGGACCAGGGGGGACCAGCCCAGACCGGACCCCCAGCAGAGGAAGGGCAGUCCGGAGGGGAGGAGCCAUGCGAUGCUGCUGAGCCACUACAAGCUGCACCGCAGGAGGCAGGCCGGACACAAGGCCUGA